UCCUUGGUCAUUGGGGAAUGCAAUAUAUACCAUCUUAUAAUUCCAUCUGCUGCUGUAGCCACUAGCCAGUCUCACCUAUCCCUCUGCCAAAAUCUGUCGCUCUCCUCUUCCUACUUAGCUCUUAGGUUGUGAAAUUAAAGAAACGCCAAGAUGUCAGAGAAAAAGAUGUCUUCGAGUCGGAGGCAUUACCUGAAGAGCUUGAUGCUCUCCAUUGCUAAAGGCUUACUGGAAGAAGAGGCAAAGGAGAAUGAGCAGGAGAGAAUAAGAUGGAUGGAAGAGAACUGCCCUCCCCUGUCCCUACCAGGGGGUACUCAACAGUUAAUGGAGUUCUUGAAAGAGUUACACCAUAAGAUUGAUGUGAUAGAUGAGGAGAGAUAUGAUCUGGAGAACAAAGUGAACAAAUCCACCAAGGAGAUUGAAGAUUUGAAUAUUAAAGUUAUUGACUUGAAGGGCAAGUUCAAGAAGCCAACUUUGAGGAAAGUGCGUAUGUCUGCUGAUGCUAUGCUCCAGGCUCUGCUGGGCUCCAAGCACAAGGUGUCCAUGGAUCUGAGAGCCAACCUGAAACAAGUAAAGAAGGAGGUGAAAGAAGAGGAUAAGGAACUGCGUAAUGUUGGAGACUGGCGUCAGAACAUUGAAGACAAGUCUGGCAUGGAUGGCAGGAAGAAGAUGUUUGAGUCCGAGAGUUAAAUUAGUCCACAUAUAGAUCCCGAUAAGCCAAAGUUAUUUGUUCGACCAAAUGGGAAACCAUUUGUGUGAGCAUCUUUAAUGGCUGAUGCUAGAAAUGGCUGAUAAGCAACACAUAGCUCAGAGUUUGUCAUAUUUAUCACCAUGGUAUAAUUUGCACCAGCGUAUGUUUCUGUAAAAAGUACAAAUCAAUUUUAUUAGUGGAACAGAAAAGUAUGACUACAUUUUUUUCAGAUUGCCAAAGAUACUCAAAAGACACGUCAAAUAACACUAUUUUACACGUCAAAAAACAUUUUAAUUUGACACAUCAAAAACACAAGUCUAUUAUAGAAUGUUGUGUGCACUGAAUUUGCAUGCGCAAUCCAUUAAAGUCAAACGCCACCACUAUGGUCAGUAGCACUGUCAAAGCUGUAAAUAAAAAGAAAACUCUGCAAACAGGCACACACACCGGACACGAUUGUAAUUACAAUACCGCGUUUGUAAUAAGCCAAAGUUAUUUGUUCGACCGAAUGGGAAAACGUUUGUGUGAUCAUAUUUCAUGGCUGAUGCUAGCAAUGGAGCAUUGGGACAGAAACGUAUUAAUAAAUGCUUUUCAGUUGGCCACAA
Molecule: messenger RNA, 1290 nt
Organism: Oncorhynchus tshawytscha (Chinook salmon)
Lineage: Eukaryota; Metazoa; Chordata; Actinopteri; Salmoniformes; Salmonidae
Product: troponin I, fast skeletal muscle-like
Exons: 7
Coding region: 151-687 (178 amino acids)
Biological process (GO): muscle contraction
Cellular component (GO): troponin complex
Source: RefSeq, a predicted model, not a curated record